AUGGAUAUUCGACUCCUGCAGGCGUCGGAUCUGCCCCUGAUCCAGCAUGCCAACCUCGAGAACCUGCCCGAAAAUUACUUCCUCAAAUACUACCUUUACCAUGCCAUGACCUGGCCCCAGCUCAGCUACGUCGCCGUCGACGUCAGCCGGCCUGCCAAGAGCGCCUACGACCAUCCCAAGAUCGUCGGCUACGUCCUCGCCAAGAUGGAGGAGGAGCCCACCGACGGCGUCCAGCACGGCCACAUCACCUCGCUCAGCGUCAUGCGCACGCACCGCCGCCUGGGCAUCGCCGAGAAGCUGAUGCGACAGGCCCAGCUGGCCAUGGUCGAGACCUUUGGCGCGCAGUAUGUGAGCCUGCACGUGCGCGUGUCCAACCGCGCCGCCAUCCACCUGUACUGCGACACGCUGGGCUUCCGCAACGAAAAGACCGAGGCCAAGUACUACGCAGACGGCGAGGACGCCUUCAGCAUGCGUCUCGAGCUGAGCGCCAUCCGCGAGCAGAUCGCGGGCGGCAAGGACCGGACCGACGAGGAGGCACAGGACGAGGGCGAGCCCGUGGGCGACGUCGGCUCGACAGAAACAGUGGCAGCGGCCAAGGCGGACGCAGCCGCAUCAAAACAGGCCGACAAGAAGGUCAAGGUCAAGGUGGGCCGCGGCCUGGGCGUGGGCGAACUGGUCGAGCGCGUGGAGGCCAAGUCGUCGUAG
Messenger RNA from Sporothrix brasiliensis 5110, 705 nucleotides. Its product is annotated as peptide alpha-N-acetyltransferase. The record is from RefSeq and is a predicted model, not a curated record. The transcript has a single exon. Gene Ontology annotation, biological process: N-terminal peptidyl-glutamic acid acetylation. NCBI's taxonomy places the organism in Eukaryota, Fungi, Ascomycota, Sordariomycetes, Ophiostomatales, Ophiostomataceae. Gene Ontology annotation, molecular function: protein-N-terminal-glutamate acetyltransferase activity; protein N-terminal-serine acetyltransferase activity. Gene Ontology annotation, cellular component: NatA complex. Bases 1 to 705 code for a protein of 234 amino acids.